UCGUUUUGUCGGGUUGUUUUACCGCCAAACGUCAUAAAAAAUGUAACGGAACGGUGUUAAAAUACGAAAAUAAAAAAAAAACUUUUAGCUGCGUUAAAUUAAUACGUAAAAAUGAGUUCAUACGUUUCGUUCAUUAUCAUUUUCUUAUUCUUAGAACUAUUCCUUGUGUGUAAAUCAACCGAGGUUCGUUAUUUAGAACAAGGCCAGAAGCAUACAUAUUGGGCACAGUCAGGCGCGCCGAGUUUCCAAAUUUACUGCUAUGAAGGCAAACCCAAGUACUUAAUUCACAUUUGGCAGAGCGUUGUGCUUCAUCUAGAACACCGCAAUGACGACUACACAAAGUAUGAGGGUAACUCACCAGAGGCUGUGCAGGAGGAAUAUAACGAAAAACGGUUUAGUUGGAACUUGAAUAUAUUUUCCUCGAAACAAAAACAAACAAGGUUGGACCCAUUUAACAGGAGCUGUGUUGGAAUUGAUAGCAAAACUAACUAUAAUGUGACGCUACAUGUCAUCAGGAUUGAUUAUUGGAAGGUACUUUUGUUAUUGUUUGGGAUUUCUUUGUUUCUUUCUGCGAAUAGGUUGAGCCAAAAUACUCUAUUUUAUUAUAUUUGCGGGAUAACUUUAGGAAUUUGUACGUCGUUUUUAAUAUUGAUAUACUUUGCAAGCAAACUUUUCCCAAAGAAACCCAUGAUGUAUGGCGUAGCCGCCUGUGGCUGGACUGUCGGUAUUUACCUCCUCCAACUCCUUUGGGACAACAUCCGCGUAAUCCUCCUCAACUACAAGACCUAUUUAGUAUGGUACACGGUCAUAACCGGCCUCAUAAGUUUCAUAAUCUGCUAUAGAUGGGGGCCCGUGGAAAACGAGCGCAGCCGCAACUUAAUUCGCUGGUCGCUCCAAUCCGUGGGGCUAGCGGCCAUCUUUUUCAGUACCCAGUUCCAGGAAGCCGCCAUGGGCCAGAUCGUCGCCCUCCUGCUGUUCCACAACAUCCCACCAUCUUGGCUCACACGCACGAAGAAGUACUGGAAAAAAAAAUUUCCGCCGAAAGUGAAACCCUUAACGAACGAUGAGUACUACGAGCAGGGGGUGCGGGAAACGUCCAAAGCCCUGGGCGAGUUGCGACAGUAUUGUUCGAGUCCGGACUGCAAACAGUGGCAACUCGCGCUCAAACUGAAAGAUGUGAAACGCUUUGCGUCAUUUAUCGAAGGAAAUUCACAUCUGAGCGACGAGGAAAUUCUGGAGUAUGAAACAUCGAUACACACGACGGACUUGACAGAUGACGAAAGCGAAUAUACGGACGAAGAACAGUGAGGUAGUUUUAAAGACUGACUAUUUAUUGAGUUAUUAAAAUUACAUUGGAUUGUAAAAAUUGUAAAAUACAAACUUAUUUUCAUAGAAA
Zophobas morio is the source of this 1396-nucleotide messenger RNA. RefSeq names its product nuclear envelope integral membrane protein (gene Nemp). The transcript is spliced from 8 exons. The record is from RefSeq and is a predicted model, not a curated record. The coding region runs from base 112 to 1308 and encodes 398 amino acids. Gene Ontology annotation, cellular component: nuclear envelope. Lineage: Eukaryota; Metazoa; Arthropoda; Insecta; Coleoptera; Tenebrionidae.